GUUUGCGCGAAUUGUUCAAAAAACGAGCAUGUAACACGUCUUAAAUGCUACACUAACGGGGCGGGACUGUAUUUUAUAAACGAGCCAAUCAGAGGCAUUUGAAGGAUUUCAAGGUUACGGCGCCAACUUCAGUGUUUAGUGCUAACGUACGAUGAGUUCACGAAGAAUUUUGUGCAAAACGUGAUAAUUGAACGGCUAUAGCAAAUAAAACGGCGAGACUGUAAUUUGUGGACGGAUCAAUCAGAUCUGGUAAUCGAUAAUCAAACACACUGCUUCCCACAAUCCUCUAGCAUCCAAGAUUCUUUCAGGCUGGACAGAAACUUUAUGAAAUCUAGACAUUAAAAGCAUAUGGACUUGUUUAAGCUGUAUACAAAAAAGAUUUUGGAUUCAUGGACAUCUUUGCGCCUUGGUCUAAAUCAGGAGUCUGGAGGCCCAAACACUCAACAAAAAGUAGGAUUAUUGUAUGAACAUCUACCUCAGGUUGUUUUGAAGUCUAAACACGAAGAUGAAAUUAGCGACUUUUUGGAAGAUUAUUUAGAUGAUGAAUUAAAUAUUAUUUGUGAAGACAAAUCUCACGAAGAAGUUGCACGUCUAAUAUACGAAGGACUUCUUCUUUUUCGAAAUAAAAACACCAGUGAACUUCAAGAUAAAAUAGACAAACUGACAUCCGGUUGUAAUCUUAAUCAAUGUUUAUCUCAAGACCAAACCACUGAUGCUGACGAUUUGACUUGCAGUGAGUCAGAUUCAGGAAGUGAGGAGGAUGUUGACAUGGAGUAAAAGCUUUCUUUGCAAAAUGUAUAAUAUUUCCUUGUACAUACUAGUUUGGUUUGGUUAUAAUAAUCCAAUGUCUUUUCUCUUAUCUGCUUUUAUUAAACAUGUGUGAGUUGCAAC
Molecule: messenger RNA, 891 nt
Organism: Schistosoma margrebowiei
Lineage: Eukaryota; Metazoa; Platyhelminthes; Trematoda; Strigeidida; Schistosomatidae
Source: the annotation of a GenBank genome assembly